AUGAGGGUCCCGAGCCUCGUCUCUUCGUUACUGCUCCCGGUGCUGGCUGCGGCCACGCCCCUCCAAGACCGUCAAGCACAGGAAUAUGAGUACAUUGUGGUCGGCAGCGGUGCCGGCGGCGGUCCGCUUGCCUGCAGACUGGCCAUUGCCGGGCACAGGACUCUCCUGAUCGAGGCUGGAAACGACCAGGGCGGCAAUGUCAACAUCACCGUGCCUGGUUACCAAGCUGUCGUAACACAGGACCCAAAAUUAAGCUGGGAUAUCUUUGUCAACCAUUACCAGGACCAAGAGCGCGCCAAACGGGACCCCAAGUACACGUAUGAGACUGGUCCCUACCAGUAUCACGUUGGGCCCAACCCACCAUCAGGAGCCACGCCACUAGGCAUACUCUACCCCCGAGCCGCAACGCUCGGGGGCAGCGUAACACACAAUGCCCUGAUCUGGAUAACGCCGCAUGCGAGCGACUGGAAUGGCAUCGCUCAACUCACCGGGGAUACCUCAUGGUCCGCAGCGAACAUGAACCAGUACCUCGACCGUGUUUAUUCCUGGCAACAUGUGGAGCCAACAGACCCAAGCAUCCUGUUGCAAGACCUGAAGCUCACCCGACAGCUGGCCAGCGGCGCUGCUGUGAUGGGCGUGGGACCAGACCCGUUGGCUGCUGUUACCGGGCUCACAAAGACCCUGUUGGUCGAUCCCAACAGUCGAACGAACCCCAACCGCGAUAGUGCUCAGGGCUUCUUUCAGAUCCCUCUCAUCAUGAACGACGGCACCCGGAUCUCUAUCCGCGACUAUAUCACAGACACAGUUUCCAAGGGCUAUCCCCUUACUGUGCGCCAAAACAGCCACGUUACCAAAGUCGUCUUCGAUCAGAGCGGUGCAACGCCUCGAGCAACGGGCGUUGAGUUCUUGGACGGCAAAUAUCUUUACCGAGCCAGUCCACUGAGUGGUGCGUCGGGAACUCCUGGGUCAGCCACAGCGACAAAAGAGGUUGUCCUCUCGGGCGGCGCAUUCAACACCCCUCAGAUCCUCAAGCUCAGCGGAGUCGGCCCCAAGGCUGAACUGGAGGGACUCGGCAUCCCAGUGAUCAAAGACCUGCCUGGGGUUGGCACCAACAUGCAGGACCGCUAUGAAAUCAACAUCAAUGUGAAGCACCCCACAGACUUCAAGCUCUUGGAUGGCUGCACCUUCGACGGCAAGGCCCAAGACCAAUGUCUGACCCGCUGGCAAAACAACCCUUACAUCCUCGGGGCUCGUGGAGCCUAUGCUACCAACGGACUUGCCGCCACCAUGGCCGUCAACUCCAAGGCUGCAGCCAACUCCGAUAUCGACUUGUACAUCUUUGGUGGCCCUGUUGACUUUACUGGGUAUUUCCCUCGAUGGGGCGACGCCGCGGUGAGGGACCACAAGCAUUUCUCGUGGUACACCCUCAAGGCCCACACGCGCAACCGCGCUGGCACAGUCCAGCUUCGGUCAACAGACCCGCUCGACACCCCCAUCAUCAACUUCAACUACUUCGACACGGGCACGACAGAAGGCGGCGCGGACGACCUCGACCUGGCUGCUAUGGUGCAAGCGCUCAACAUGUCUCGGGAGGCACUGAAGCGGUACAACUCCUACGCGAUCCUCGGAGGCGACAGCUUUGUGGAGGAGAGACCCGGUCCCAACGUUGUCUCGGACGCCGACCUGAGGACGUACAUCAAGGACCACGCCUGGGGACACCAUGCCUCGUGUACGUGCCCGAUCGGGGCUGACAAUGACCCGCUGGCAGUCUUGGACAGCAAGUUUCGCGUCAGGGGUGUGCAGGGCCUGAGGGUCGUCGAUGCGAGCGUUUUCCCGCGGAUCCCAGGCGUCUUCAUCCAGGCCCCGAUCUUUAUGAUCAGCGAGAAGGCGGCAGAUGCCAUUCUCAAAGGGUGA
Messenger RNA from Diaporthe citri, 1914 nucleotides. RefSeq lists its product as uncharacterized. Bases 1 to 1914 code for a protein of 637 amino acids. Lineage: Eukaryota; Fungi; Ascomycota; Sordariomycetes; Diaporthales; Diaporthaceae. The transcript is spliced from 2 exons. Gene Ontology annotation, molecular function: flavin adenine dinucleotide binding; oxidoreductase activity, acting on CH-OH group of donors. The record is from RefSeq and is a predicted model, not a curated record.